This is a messenger RNA of Helicoverpa zea (corn earworm), 1966 nucleotides long. It is a transcript of the gene cpa, whose product is annotated as F-actin-capping protein subunit alpha. Gene Ontology annotation, molecular function: actin filament binding. Lineage: Eukaryota; Metazoa; Arthropoda; Insecta; Lepidoptera; Noctuidae. The coding region runs from base 36 to 902 and encodes 288 amino acids. Gene Ontology annotation, biological process: actin cytoskeleton organization; barbed-end actin filament capping. Gene Ontology annotation, cellular component: actin cortical patch; F-actin capping protein complex. The transcript has a single exon. The record is from RefSeq and is a predicted model, not a curated record.
CCGACAUUCCGUCAUUAGUGUCAAAAGUAUCAAAAAUGGCGGCGGACGGUGACGAAGUGAUUAGUGAUCAAGAAAAAGUUAGAAUCGUUUCAGAUUUCAUAUUACAUUCGCCUCCUGGAGAAUUUAAUGAAGUGUUUAACGAUGUAAGGGUUCUACUAAAUAAUGACACCCUUCUAAAAGAAGGCGCGAGCGGAGCGUUCGCGCAAUACAAUAAGGAUCAACUAACGCCCGUGCGCCUCGAAGGCUCGGAACUCCACACGCUCAUAACCGACCACAAUGAGCUCGGCGGCGGGAGAUUCUUCGAUCCCCGCUCCAAGCGUUCCUUUAAGUUUGACCACUUGCGUAAAGAAGCGUCAGAGUAUGAACCCUACGAGCCUGACCGAAUGGCGGAGCCCUGGCGGGCGGCGCUCGACGAGGAGUUGACGGCGUACGUGGCCGCGCACUUCAAGCACGGCGCUAGCUUAGUAGUGGGCCGCACACUGGACACAGGUGCUGUACAACUCGUAGCCUGCAUCGAGGACCACCAGUUCCAGCCGAAGAACUACUGGAACGGGCGAUGGCGCUCUGUGUGGUCGCUGACGGUGGGCGCGGGCGCGGCCGAGCUGCGCGGCAUGCUGCGGGUGCAGGUGCACUACUACGAGGACGGCAACGUGCAACUGGUGAGCUCGAAGGAGGUCCGCGCGCCCGUGACGGCGACGGGGGAGGCGGCCACGGCCAAGGAGUUCGAGCGGCUGGUGCGCGACGCGGAGAACGCGUACCAGACCGCCAUCUCCGACAACUACAAGACCAUGAGUGAUACUACGUUCAAGGCGUUGCGGCGACAGCUGCCGGUGAUGCGCACCAAGGUGGACUGGGCGCGGCUCGUCUCUUACACGAUCGGUAAGGAGCUCAAGAGCCAAUGAUGUCCCGCCGCUGCGCUCUGAGCCGCAGCGGCCGCUCCACGCCUGUACAUAUUCGCGUAAGAGUAAAUCUUGUUCAAAUGUUUACGGGCGCCGGGGUGUCGUCGCGGCGGGCCCUGGCGCGUAUUUAUCUAUGAAUAUAUAGAGAAAUCGCUAUCUUAACUGUUAAAUUUUAUUGCAUUUUGUUACACUCAGUAUGGAAUAAUUAUUGAAUAGCGAAGUGUCUGAAUGCGGCUUAUUUUUGGACAGUACACUCUCAUAAGUCACGGGAGGUUGAUCAACGAGUUUGUGUCCAUUUUUGUUGCUAGCAAGAGAUUAUACGGAAUAAAGUUGUACUUAGGUGUGGGCAAAGUUUACACCCGACUAGAUCUGUAGGACUUGACUGGACGUCACACUUGAUCCAUUAAUUUAUUUGCUCUUCGGGGAUGAUUGGUUGUUGUGUAAGCAAUAUGAUGACUGUUCAUUCAUUGAUUUAGCUUUUUGUGAUUAUUGAAAAGACGCAUGUCAAUUACAAUAAGAUUUAAAUAUUAAAUUACCAUAAUACCUAGUUAUGGAUGUUAAAACUUAACUUGUGCAUGUAUUUAAACAUUUAAUCCAUCCACUUCUCCAUGUGUUGUAUACUCAGUAUUAUUUCUGAUAUUGCUUGCAUAACAGAGUAUUAUAUGACAAUUGUUCAGGAAAGGUACAUAGAAGGUCUCCAAUGGUGCAUUUAAUUGUAGUUUAUUUAACAAAUUGUCCACGUAGCUUUAAAGCAGCGUCUAUGAGUGUAGAGCACAAGAUAUUCAAUAUUUUUCAAUUUACAAUAAAUAAAAAUUGGAGUGUUGCUCAAACGGUAACUAAUGCAGUGAAGAAAAUAAUAAAAUUAGAGAAUUAUUGUCCAUAUUAUGGCUUUGAGAGUGCGAAUGAUGCGUAACUUUUUUUUUAUAUAAUGUGUAAUAAUUGUAACGCCAAUAAGGAUUAUUUUGUAAUUAUUAUAAUUAUUUUAAUAAAGAACGUACAUUAAAAAUCCAAGAUAAUGUAUGAUUGGAUUCAUUUCAAUAAAAAUAUAUAUUAAAAUGUUGCUAACA